CUAUAAUAUGACAAAUCAAUAAAAAUCAAUGAACAAGUGGUAAAAUUUAUCACCAUCAAAUUUGUUGUAAACCUAAUUGGAAACAAAGCCAAUUAUUAUUUUGUUUUUUAAUAGAUGUCCGUGUGAUCGGUACAAGACCCAAGUGAUGUUGAACAUUUUUACUCUGUUUUUCUUUGUUUUCGGCAAUAAAAUAUGAAAAAUAAGAUUUUGACGUACAGUUUAUAACUUUUGACCUUUCUUUAUUUUCCUGCCUCAAGUUCACACCACAAAAAUAGUAAUUUGAUUUAUUAGUUUCCAAGAAACUUGCAGGAAUCUUCAUCAACUUCUCUAAAUUAAAGAUGCCAUAAGCUUUUAGCUGUCCUACCCUCAUCAUACCAGUGUUUAUAUAUAUACUCAAUCAUCACUCCGUGCUCUGUCAUAUAAUCUCUCUAAGAAACUAUUUGUUUUUCUUUCUUCACCUGCCACAUAUUCGAACAGCUUCAAAUCUUUGGCUGUGAAGCAUGGAAUACAAAAGCAAACCCACCAUCUCCAUAACCAUUUCCUGUCUUCUACUCUUUCUAAUUCUGUUCGCGCAUCUAAUAUCAAUCAGAGCUCAAGAAGUUGAGGACGAGAGUGAGUUUGAUUAUAAAAAUGGGAGCGGAAAGGGUCCGGGAAAGUGGGGAGAGCUGAAGAAAGAAUGGGAAGCGUGUAAGAAUGGAGGAAUGCAGUCACCAAUAGAUCUAUCAAAUCAAAGAGUGAGAAUAAUACCCAAAUUGGGUGUUCUCAAGAGGAACUAUAAACCUAGUAAUGCCACCGUCAAGAACAGAGGUCAUGAUAUUUCGCUUCAAUGGGAUAUGGGUAAAGCGGGAUCAAUCCAGAUUAAUGGCUCUGAGUAUUUCCUCCAACAAUGUCACUGGCACUCACCUUCCGAGCACACCAUCAAUGGCAGAAGAUAUGAUAUGGAGUUGCAUAUGGUUCAUGAGAGCUCAGACGGUGGUAUUGCUGUGGUCGGUCUCCUCUAUAAAAUUGGUCCCCCCGAUGCUUUCCUCUCCAAGUUGAUGGGUCAUUUAAGUCCCAUGAGGGAUCAAAAGAGAGAGAAUAAAAUGGGGAUGAUGCAUCCUGAAGAUAUCAAAUUGCUUGGGAAGAAGUAUUAUAGAUAUAUGGGCUCACUUACUGUUCCUCCAUGCUCUGAAGGCGUUAUCUGGACCCUCAAUAAAAAGUUAAGCACUGUCUCAAGGGAACAAGUUAAACUAGUACGAGAUGUUGUGCACGAUUACGCGGAGGAGAAUGCAAGGCCAGUGCAACCACUCAAUAGUCGUCAGAUCCAAUUCUACGAUCCAAGCCCAGAAGAUUAAUUAGUUAAUUAUAUAAUUAAUGAAUUAAUAGUAUCGACAAAAAAAUUUUGUAUUAUUCGUCUGAAUGGUUGGUUGCUUUCAUGGAUUUUCUUUUCAAUUGCUAAUAGGGGAUUAAUUUUGUCAUUAGUGGAGAAGAUCAACAUGUCAAUCAAAGCAAGUGGAUCCUAGAGUUUAGCACACCUGUAUAUGUACACCCCACACGUGGCUAGCUAUUCUAUUCAGCUACGUAGCAUUAAUUAAUUCGUGUAUUCAU
Molecule: messenger RNA, 1587 nt
Organism: Ziziphus jujuba (common jujube)
Lineage: Eukaryota; Viridiplantae; Streptophyta; Magnoliopsida; Rosales; Rhamnaceae
Product: alpha carbonic anhydrase 7
Exons: 7
Coding region: 501-1334 (277 amino acids)
Molecular function (GO): zinc ion binding; carbonate dehydratase activity
Source: RefSeq, a predicted model, not a curated record